This is a messenger RNA of Phyllopteryx taeniolatus (common seadragon), 1692 nucleotides long. It is a transcript of the gene rab4b, whose product is annotated as RAB4B, member RAS oncogene family. The record is from RefSeq and is a predicted model, not a curated record. Gene Ontology annotation, molecular function: GTP binding; GTPase activity. The transcript is spliced from 8 exons. Gene Ontology annotation, cellular component: endosome. NCBI's taxonomy places the organism in Eukaryota, Metazoa, Chordata, Actinopteri, Syngnathiformes, Syngnathidae. Bases 182 to 823 code for a protein of 213 amino acids. Gene Ontology annotation, biological process: Rab protein signal transduction; regulation of endocytosis.
CGCGUGACGUCAUCACGUAGCUUCCGUGUCUGGCUUGGCUCAGUUGGCUGUGGCCGAAGUGAAAGCAGCUCAGACGGAAUCAGACUGCAUUAGAUUAAAAAAAUAAAUAAAACGCCCGACUUUCCGAGUCAACCGUGAAAACAGUCCAAGAGACUCCUCUAAUACGGCGAGGGGCCCCAACAUGUCCGAAACAUACGACUUCCUCUUUAAGUUCUUGGUGAUUGGCAGCGCCGGGACGGGGAAAUCCUGUCUCCUCCAUCAGUUCAUUGAGAGCAAAUUCAAACAGGACUCCAACCACACCAUUGGUGUAGAGUUUGGUUCCAGAGUGGUCAAUGUCGCAGGGAAGACAGUCAAACUGCAGAUCUGGGACACUGCCGGCCAGGAGCGCUUCCGCUCUGUGACGCGCAGCUACUAUCGCGGAGCAGCCGGAGCACUUCUUGUCUAUGAUAUUACCAGCCGUGAGACAUACAACACCCUAACCAACUGGCUGACAGACGCACGCACACUAGCGAGCCCCAACAUCAUCAUCAUCCUGUGUGGCAACAAGAAGGACCUGGAGGCCGAACGAGAGGUCACCUUCCUGGAGGCGUCACGCUUCGCUCAGGAGAAUGAGCUGAUGUUCUUGGAGACCAGCGCUCUAACAGGGGAGAAUGUGGAAGAGGGCUUCCUCAAGUGCGCUCGUACCAUCCUCAACAAGAUAGACUCAGGCGAGUUGGAUCCAGAGAGGAUGGGCUCAGGCAUCCAGUACGGGGACACUUCGCUGAGGCAGCUGCGACAGCCGCGCGGCAGCACCGCACAGAACAAGCAGCAGUGUAGUUGCUAGGGUUCCGCAUUCCUCCCCACCUCUCCAUUCAGUCCACAGGACAUCCUAUACAGCACCAGGUGUUUUGGGGUGUCGUGCAUACACCUCGGAGCACCUGGAUGAGUGGUCAAGGAGACCACUGCAACUCCUGAGCCUUGGGCUCUGGUAAGGCGUAUUUAUGCGUGAGGACACGCUGGAAUGGUCUAUAGUCCUUACCAGACAUGAACAAGUCAAGGGUUGUCUGUAUGCGCUGUCCUAUUUUAUUAUUAUUAUAAUUUUAUUAUUCCUGUGCUUCUCAUUUUGUUUUUAGUUUAAACACAUAGCUCGAAAUUUGCACAUCUGUUGUUUAUAAAUUAUAAUCGUUGAUUGGCGUGUUGCUAGGUGUACCCCUUUUGAGCAUGUGUUGAUAUUUUCAAUGGAAUUUACUGUAUUUAAAUAGGAGAUUGAAUAGUGUCGCAAAGAUGACUAAGAGCUUGAGAUUUGGUGUCAAAUUGCACUUUUAUUACAGAGGAGUAUUGGCCUUGUUUCAAUACAUUUUUGAGAGGAUUGGUGUCAUUUUGGAUCUUCAGGUUGCCCAAUCCUGGCCUCAAAGCACAAAGGUAGAGAUAAUGCUCCAGUCGGCCCAACUUUAAGUUGUACUGACGGACCUCCCAAGUCACACUCCUCUUGCACAUACAGACGUCAGAGGAAGCCACAUUUCCCACACUGCCGUCAAAAUGGUCGUACAAGAGCGAGUAUUUUUUUUCGCUUUCCCUCCCCAAGCACAAAAGCAGCUCCAAGCUCACAAGGGGGAAUUUCCUUAUCUUCUGCACCACAGCGAGCAAGCUUUGUGAGGUUGCUGAGGCUGCAAGGGUGAGAAAACAAAAACCCGCCACUCGAGGUCAGACUGA